GGUCGUGGUUUGGUCGCCGUCUCUGAAGCUGAAGUCUCCGGACUCCGAAGUCCAAGAUAAACCGAAUAAUAUAAUUUUAAUUUGCACUGUGUUGUGUUAUCAUCGAGAAACCGGAUAGUCAAGGUAAACUGCAGAAUGUCUGAACUCCGUUUUGAUGGUCGUGUUGCUGUGGUGACAGGAGCUGGUGGUGGUUUGGGCAAAGCAUACGCCCUGCUCCUCGCCUCCAGAGGUGCCAAAGUAGUGGUCAACGACUUGGGUGGUGCGAGAGAUGGAGUGGGAAAGUCAAAUUUUGCUGAUGCAGUUGUCAAAGAGAUAAAAGAGAAAGGAGGUGUAGCAGUUGCCGAUUACAAUUCUGUGAUUGAAGGAGAGAAGAUAAUAAAGACAGCACUUGACAAUUUUGGGCGAAUUGAUAUUCUUAUUAACAAUGCCGGAAUACUCAGGGACAGAAGUUUCCAGAAGAUGUCAGAACAGGACUGGGACUUGGUACAUGCAGUCCACCUUAAGGGUGCCUUCAAAACCACACAAGCGGCCUGGGACUCGUUCAAGAAACAGAAAUAUGGCCGCGUCAUUAUGACCACAAGUAAUGCUGGACUCUUGGGCAAUUUUGGACAGACAAAUUACAGUGCCGCCAAAAUGGGACUGGUGGGAUUAGCCAAUACCCUAGUCUUGGAAGGAGCGAAGUACAACAUCAAAGUGAACACAAUCGUGCCGACGGCAGCCUCGCGACUGACGGAGGACAUCCUCCCACCGGAUAUGUUCCAGGCAAUGAAGCCAGAACUCAUUGCUCCGGUUGUGGCAUACAUGGUGCACGAAUCUUUCCCCGAAAGCGGAUCCAUCAUUGACUCGACUCUCGGCUUCGCCAGCAAGGCACAGAUUGUGAGAUCCAAUGGUGCACCCUUGAGAGCGAAGCCAUCGGACCCUGUCACAAUAGAAUCGGUGAAGGAGAGAUGGUCGGAAGCUGUGAACAUGGCUGACGCGAGACACAUCGAGAAGAUUGCCGACGUUACUAUAGAUUUAGUGCAGAAGUUACAGGACUUCGAAGAGCGCAGCAAGUUGGACGCCGAGAACAAAUCGUACUGGACCACGUACAAGUACAACUGCAAGGACUUGGUCUGCUAUGCCCUUGGCGUGGGUGCAUCUGUCGUCAACCCCGGUGACUUACGGUUCCUGUACGAGAGCCAUGAGCAGUUCGCGGCGCUGCCGACGUACUUCAUCCUGCCGGGGCUGGUGUUCGAGUCCCCGGUCGUCAGCGAGGCCAUGCCGCCGGGGAAACACGCUGAUUUCACCAACAUUCUGCACGGCGAGCAGUACAUAGAGUUUCUGGGCGAGCUGCCCGGCACUGACGGCGAGUUCGUCGUCCGCAACUACGUCGUCGACGUGCUGGACAAGGGCGCCGGCGCCGUCGUCGUCACCAACAGUGAGAUAUACCAGAACAAGGAGCUGGUGAUGCGCACCCAGCAGCACAUCUUCGUGGUGGGUCAGGGUGGCUUCGGCGGCCCCCGAGCCAGCACCCGCGCCAUCGACGUCCAGCCGCCGCCCAAGCGGGCUCCCGAUGCUGUGGUCGAGCAGCGCACCGCCGAGGACCAGGCGGCUCUGUACAGACUAUCCGGUGACUUGAACCCGCUCCACAUAGAUCCUAAUGUCGCUAGCGUGAGCGGCCACCCCCGCCCCAUACUACACGGGCUCGCGUCACUCGGAUUCGCUGCUAGACAUGUGCUGGCUAAAUACGGCGGCAACGAGCCAGCCAACGUGAAGGCACUAAAGGCCCGCUUCGCGAAGCCCGUGCUGCCCGGCCAGACCCUCGUCACCGAGAUGUGGCUGGAAGGCGCCAGGGUACAUUUCCAGACCAAGGUCAAGGAGACCGGCAACGUUGUUAUAUCCGGGGCCUACGUGGACCUUAAGAACAUCGUCAAACAGGGGUCAUCCGCCCCGAGCCAGCCCGCCGCGUCCGCAGCUGAUCUCAAGAGCGACUCGCUCUUCGCCAAGAUCGAGGACGGUAUCAAGGCCAACCCGGCUAAGGCGAAGAGCGUCGGUGCCGUCUACUUGUAUAAUAUCACAGAAAACGGCAAAACAAUUAAGCAGUGGACUCUCGACCUCAAGAAGGACAUAUCGGUAUACCAGGGUGAGCCCAAAACUGGCAAAGCUGACACAACCAUGACGGUCGCGGACAACGACCUCAUGGACAUAGCCAGUGGGGCUCUCAGCCCGCAAGUCGCGUAUCUCAAGGGAAAGCUCAAGAUCGCCGGCAACAUCAUGCUGGCUCAGAAGCUUGGACCCCUACUCAAGAGCGACGCCAAGUUGUAAAUUGUCCAUUUAUCUGCUCAAGAGCGUCCCCAAGUUGUAAAGCGCCAACUCCUAUCGACGCCGAUUUAUCUAGCCAUACACAAACUUAGAAGCAUUGAUAUGUUAAAUAGAUGGCGUUAUAACAGCUUACCGUAGAACUGAGAAUAUGCGAUUUACUUAGAUGACAUUUGUAUGGCUUUAAUUGUACUUGACAAAAUAUCAUGCUUUUCAUUCGUUAAUACGUCAAUCUACACAAAACACACACACACAUCACGCAAAAUGAUAAAUUCUGAACCCCUCCGCUGUUAAGUUUAUUUUUGUGUCUUUGACAUAAUAAAACAUAAUACUCUUGUGCUGUAAUAUACCAUUAUGAUGUCUACUAAUUUGAAGAUAAAAGCCACGUAAAACUUCCAAAUUCAUAAUAUAUUUAACGUAAGUUUCCAAAAACCUAAAUAUAUUAUGUAGUUCAAACUUGGAAUAAAACAUUGCAAACUGUAAUUCAAUUUUGUAUGUAAAAUGCUCGGAAUUUGAGGUUUUUUGGCCAAAGUUAAUCCUUUUAAUAGAGCCGUUGAUUGGUCAAUUUUGACGUUAACCAAUAAAACACUGAACAUGUAUAAAUAGGACUUGUAAGGCUUUAGUUAGGUAGUGAAUAAGGCUGGUGUUAUUUGGGAUUUUAUAGCAUUUGAAUUAUUGUGACAUUGUACAAAAACAUUCUAUUAUGAAUUAUAUUUUAUAAAUUUUGUUAUAUUCUAAUUCAUUCCAUUUUGUAAAGGUGGAGGAGAAAUAUAUUUUUAUAAUAUACUUACGAAAUGUUUAAAA
Molecule: messenger RNA, 3102 nt
Organism: Aricia agestis (brown argus)
Lineage: Eukaryota; Metazoa; Arthropoda; Insecta; Lepidoptera; Lycaenidae
Product: peroxisomal multifunctional enzyme type 2-like
Exons: 15
Coding region: 136-2304 (722 amino acids)
Cellular component (GO): cytosol
Source: RefSeq, a predicted model, not a curated record